CGUGUGUCAGGAGGGGAGAGGGGAGGACGCCUUGUUGUGGUGCUGGUCAACGGAGACUGGGGAGUAAACACGCACAAUGUCAGGGGACGUCCAGGCGAGGAAGCGCAAGGGGAAGGGGAAGAAGAAAGGUUCCCAGCAGGUUGUGCAGCUGGAGGAGAUCGAGUUUGAUCGACGGCAACCCAAAAUCAUCUCCUAUGAUUUUGAGGACGAUGUGAUUGACUCCAAGGCACACAACAAUAACAACACUCCGCACCACACCAAGAACAACAACAAGGCAGCUAGCAAUGACGAGGGCGGCAGCAGCAGCAGCGGCGUGGUGGCCAAGGCGAUCUUCCUCCUCCUCCUGGUCUCUCUGUCAGUGGUGGUGGCGCUCAUUCUGGUGGAGCUACGAGGCAAGCAGAAGGCUGCCAUGGAGGAAAACGUCUCAGCAAGCUCAGGGGCUGGGGAGGAGAUCGCUCCCCCUCCUCUCCCACCUCCACCCCCAGCAGUGAUGCCCCUACAGGACGAGGGAUCUGUGCCACCUGAAGCCUCCAUAUCACAGGACGCUGAGGAUGAGGAGCCGGAAGCCCUAGCCACACCACCCCUGGAGGAGUUUGUCAAGGUGGUGAGGGAGGUGGACAUGGAGCCUCUUCCUGACGAGGCACCUGUGCAACCUGAAGCAAAGAUGGAGGAGGAGGAGGUAGUUUUACCCAAGGAAGAGGAACGGGUUGAGGACGCAAGUACUGUGGAUGAAGUGGUAGAAGUGGUCACCCCUGUUGAGGAGGUAGUUGCUCCAGUGGAGGAGGCUGUGCAGGUGCCCUCUCCCACCCCAGCAGCAGAUGUAGAUGAAGAGGAGGUUCCACUUGCAGACGAUAGUAAGCCCACAACUGAUGAAGUUGUGGAGGAGAAGGAAGAUGCUACCUCAGAGGAACCUGUAGAAGAACCAGAUGUAGCCAGGGUGGUGGAGCCCUUAGAGGUCCCAGUACCAACACAACAGGAAGAGGAGAAAGAAGAGGAGGUGGUCGAGCCACCAGUUGAACAGCCAGAUGCUUCUGAUGACAGUAUCAAAGAAGAGCUUGAAACAGCACCAUUAGAUGAUGAAGACGAAGAGGAAGAAGAGGAGGCAAGUGACGUUCAGAAGCCAGCUGUGAAGGAAGAAGAGGUACUGCAGGAGAAGGAGGAGGAGGAGGAGGAAGAAGAGGAUUGGUCCCAGUAUGGCAAGGAGGGCAACACUGGAGCUCUGACAGAAGCCUACCUGAAGGUUGAGUCCCUAGCAGAAGAGAUCAUGGCCCUGGACCCCAAGAAUGCCAUGGUGGGUCAGGUUGCCCCCCACAUGGCUGGAGUCCUGAGGGCCAUGGAGGAGGGCCAGACUGAAGGACUACUAGAAACCCUCAACCACAUUCAAGUGAUCCUCGAAGAUGUCAAAAACCGCAUAGAGGAAGAUGAGCCCAUCGUCAUCCCAGGACCUCCAUCUCAAGAAGACAGACCCGAUCACCAGCCCCAGGCAGAACCUGUACCUGAAUCUGUUCCUGGGCCUCAGUCUGAGGCAGAUGCCACAACUGAACAGAUUCCUGAACCUGAUACUGUGAUAGAAUCACAACCUGAAUCUCAGGCUGAAUCAGAACCCAAAAUAGAAGCAGACGCCACAGUUCAGGAUGAUUCUGAGAUUUCAAGCAGCACAGAGCCAGACCAUGAAGCAGAGUCUGAAGUGGUGCCUGAACUGGAGCUCGAAUCUGAUUCUCAACCUGAGUCAGAAAAACAGAUAGAGAAAGAGGUAGAGUUAGAGCCAGACACUGAGACUCCAACUGAGACGAGUGAGGAAGAAGUUGUUGUAGAAACAGACACGGAAAAAGAAGUACAGGUAGAGGCAGAUACAGAGUCAAAGACUGAGACACAGACAGAGAAGGAAGCAGAUAUAGAGACAAAGAGUUCUGAUGAUGAGAUAGAUUUGGAAGCACAGACUGAAAGGGAAUCAGAAAUAGAGACAGAGAAAGUAGCUGAUACAUUGACAGAAACACAGGCAGAAGAGAAAGCAGAAAUAGUGACAGAAGAGAGUGAUGCAGAAAUAGAAGUAGAGGCAAUAACACAGGCAGAGGAAGAGGUAGAGGGAGAGAUAGAAAGUGAAGCAGAUGCCGUGAAUGAGGUAGAGAUUGAGGAAGCGACAGACAGCCAGACAGGUGAGACUGAAGCAGAGGAGAAAGAGGAAUCAAAGCAGUCAGACACUCAGGAUGAGCCUCAGUUGGCUCCAGUACCAGCAGAUGAGGAACAAAAAGCUCCCGAAGCCACAAGGACUCUCUCUGAGGCUGAAAUUGCUAACAUAGAGUCCCAAAUAAUUCGUGAUGACACUGCAGAAGAUGCCCUGCCCUUGGAUCCUCUCCCAGCAGAGACUGAGGAGCCUGUCACUCCUGAGGCUGCUGAGGGAGGGGCUGAGCCAGUACCAGUUGAUGAAGUAAUACCUGACCCCAUUCACAUUGAACCUCUGCAGGAGACGGCUAAAGAACCCCCCGUGGAGGCUGCAGAAGAGAAGCAGCCGCAGCCACCUAGUGCUGAGAAGGAUGCUGCCACCGGUGCUGAUGAGAACAGCAUAAUUGAUAAUGAAAUCAAGGAAGAGCUGAACCAAGCAGAAAAGUUGCUUCCUGAGAACCCAGGAAAAGCUCUCCACACCUUUGGAGCUCUUCUCCACCGCAACCCUAAAUCAGCAAGAGCCAUCUAUGGUCGUGCCAGGUCCUUGGACCAACUGGCAGAAAUAGAAAAGUCAAAUUCCAAGCUGGAGCAAGCAAUCCUGACCUACCGCUCAAUCCUGGAUCUUGCCGAUGAGGAACCCAGCCUGGUGCCGCUGGACUUGCUGCGGGCAGCUGCAGAGAGGUGUAUUGACCGCAUGAAGUUCAGAGGGUUCUUUGGAAAAGCUCUGAGGGUGCAGCAGCGACUUUUGCAGCGUUUUCCAGAGGACGUGGACCUGAGGAACAGCAUGGGAGUCACCUUCCUCCUCAUGAACCAGGGCUCAGCUGCCAAGGAGGUGUUUGAGGCAGUGCUGCAGCAGUGGCCAGAUGAUGGCUUUGCUCAGGUUCACUUCGGUUUUGUGCUCAAGACAACGUACAACAAUGUGACUGGAGGGGCAUACUACAUGAAGAAGGGCAUAGAUAGUGGGGCCGCAGGGACGCAGGAUGAGCGAUUCUUCUUCCACCUGGGCGAUGCCUUGCAGCGACAGGGAAAGGUUGAAGAGGCAUACAAGAUUUAUGAUGAGGCGGUUGAGAGGGGCAUGUUCCUCAGCAGGUACCAACGAUCCCUUUACAAUGUUGACAGACUGACUUCUCGACCGUUUUGGACCCUAGAACAGACAACUUACCAGAUGUUCUUCAGGAAACUUGAAGAAAACUGGGAAGUGAUCCGUAAUGAAGGCGUGGCCCUCCUUGGGUUGCCCGUUCAAGAUGGCUUCCGCCCGGAGGCAGAAAACCUGAAGGAUAUUGGGGACUGGAAGCAGUAUGAGCUGUAUACCAAAGGACGCAAGAUUACAGCCAACUGUGUCAAGACUCCCAGGACCUGCAGCCUUAUUGAGGAUUUCCCAGCUGCUGCAGGCUGUAAAAGAGGCCAGGUCAAAUUCAGUGUGAUGCAGCCUCACACCCACGUCCAUGCCCACACUGGUCCCACCAACUGCCGCCUGCGAGCCCACCUAGGCCUUGUGGUGCCCAAAGGUGUGCACCUGAAGGUUGGACAAGAGACUACCACGUGGGAGGAAGGGAAGUUCCUAAUAUUUGAUGACAGCUGGGAACAUGAGGUUUGGCAUGAGGGAGAUUCCUUCCGACUGGUGCUUAUUGUGGAUGUCUGGCAUCCAGAACUCACUGAGCAGGAACGCAAAACACUUUCACCUAUUUAAUGAAUGGCCUGUGGAUGCUUUUCUCUGGCCAGUAAUAAUGUUUUUGCAUCCAUAAAUGUAAAUCAGAACAUGUAAGUACUACUAAGUUUUUACUAUUGUUAGAUCUGCUUUAAUGUAUUGUAUGAGUACUUAAGGUAGCAUUAA
Molecule: messenger RNA, 3997 nt
Organism: Eriocheir sinensis (Chinese mitten crab)
Lineage: Eukaryota; Metazoa; Arthropoda; Malacostraca; Decapoda; Varunidae
Gene: Asph
Product: aspartyl/asparaginyl beta-hydroxylase-like
Exons: 12
Coding region: 77-3853 (1258 amino acids)
Biological process (GO): peptidyl-aspartic acid hydroxylation
Cellular component (GO): endoplasmic reticulum
Molecular function (GO): peptidyl-aspartic acid 3-dioxygenase activity; protein binding
Source: RefSeq, a predicted model, not a curated record